UAUUGAUGAAAGCGUGUAUAUUUUUUUUCAUUAUAAUUUUUUCUAUAUAUUGUGUAGAGAGACGGGGUUAUGUGUUGUGUAUUUUCGAGAUUUGAAGAGACUACAAAAAAUCACUGAUCCAGAAACUCUUGGGAGGAAAGCGAAACUUGGAACUCCCAUCGAAUUUUUUAUUUUGUUUUUGAAGAACUUGGAUAUUCUGACUAUUUCAUCAGCCACUCCCCUCCACCCACCAAGGCAAUCCCCUCAAAUCAAGAAAUCGAAACUAUCUAGAACCAGAGAUGGCAUCAACAGCAGGCCCACAACUCAAAUACGCCGACAGCUCGACCGACGAGCUCAUGCGGGACCUCAACCGUCUCCCGCUCUUCAUGACCGAGCUCGACCAGACCGACGGCGAAGGCGGCUCGAAUCUGAUGCUGGAGGCGCUGCAGGCGCUCGCGUACGAAGGCUCGCCGGUCGAGAUUGCGCGGAACUUCAAGAGUCAGGGGAAUGAGCGGUUCCAGGUGAAGAGUUUUAAGGACGCGGUGGAGUUUUAUACAAAGGCGAUUAUGACGGGGCUUGGGAAGCCUGAGGUUAAGCCUACGCAGGGAGAGGGAGCGGACUCGACAAAUUCCUCGCGGAUCGAGGAGUUGCCGGACAACAUGACUGCAGAACAAGAGAAGGAAAUCGCAGAAGCAUACUUUGACUCGAAAGCCACCUCGGGAACAAAGAUCAACCUAAACACCACCGACACCUCCGAAGCCGCCGCCAAAGACGCCAAAGAACUGGCAGACAUCGUAACCUCCUGCUACCUCAACCGCGCGGCCUGCAACCUCGAGCUGCAAAACUACCGCCGCGUGAUCAACGACUGCGCAGAGGUGCUCAAGCGGCAGCCUGCAAACGCAAAAGCGUACUACCGCACCGCGAAGGCGUGUCUUGCGAUCGACAAGAUUAGCGAGGCGCAGGAGUGCAUCGAGCGCGGGCUCAAGCUUGAGCCGAAGAGUUCGUAUUUUAAAGAGCUGGGGAUCAAAGUCUUUCAGAGAGAAAAUUAUUUGCUCAAGUUGGAACAGCAGCAGAACAAGCGCGAGAUCAUGUCCAAACACGUCGUGCAUAUAUAAUCUUCUACUCACUCCUGCAUUUUUUUUGUACUGGCGCAUUCAUCGGAGUUCAUCAUCAUUUAUCACUUCUAAUCUACAUCCUACUUUAGGCCAAUA
This is a messenger RNA of Myxozyma melibiosi, 1190 nucleotides long. RefSeq lists its product as uncharacterized. The transcript has a single exon. The record is from RefSeq and is a predicted model, not a curated record. Gene Ontology annotation, cellular component: cytosol; nucleus. The coding region runs from base 279 to 1094 and encodes 271 amino acids. NCBI's taxonomy places the organism in Eukaryota, Fungi, Ascomycota, Lipomycetes, Lipomycetales, Lipomycetaceae. Gene Ontology annotation, molecular function: Hsp90 protein binding; Hsp70 protein binding. Gene Ontology annotation, biological process: protein folding.